AAAUCAAUACCAUUUGGAGGAAAUGAUGAAGUUGCAAAUAAAACUAGCAGCACACUUGGAUAUAUGAGUUCCACACAGGCUUUAGCUGAUUAUGCCACACUCAUAAUUGAUCUGAAGAAGAAUUUAUCAGCAACUGAUUCCCCUGUUGUCGUGUUUGGAGGAUCCUAUGGUGGAAGUAUAUAUUAAAUGUUUUAAUUGUUUAUUGUAACCAAUUUAUAUCGUAUUUUUCUAUAUAUAGUUCAAUUCAACCCCCCAUCUUCAUAUAUAGUUAAAAUUGAGUACUACUUCUAUUUCAGUGUUAGCUGCAUGGUUUAGGAUGAAGUAUCCGCACGUUGCCAUUGGAGCUUUGGCAUCUUCUGCUCCAAUCCUUCAAUUUCUGGAUUUAGUUUCACCAUACACCUUCACUAACAUUGUCACUCAAGACUACAAGAGUGAGAGUGAGAAUUGUUACAAAGUGAUUAAAGGGUCUUGGAAAGAAAUAGAUGACACAGCCAAUACACCAGGAGGAAUAGAACAGCUACAGAAAUCGUUCAGAUUGUGCAACAAUAAUAUAAGUGCAGGUGAUCUGAAAAAUUGGCUUCAAACGGCUUUAAUGUACACGGCAAUGACAGAUUAUCCAACACCAUCCAAUUUCGUGACUCCAUUGCCAGCUUAUCCAGUAAAAAAGAUGUGCGAAGCGAUUGAUAGCAAAUCCUCUGGAAACGAAACAUUCACCAAACUGUAUGCUGCAGCCAAUAUCUUCUACAACUAUAGUGGAAGUGUCAUAUGUUUUGAUAUUAGUAAUGAUUCAGGGGGAUGGGAUUGGCAGUCAUGUACGGAAAUGAUAAUGCCCCUUGGUGGGAACAAUGAGGAGAGCAUAUUUCCAGCUCACAAGUGGGAGUUAGAAGAGACACUCUCUUACUGCAAACAGACCUAUCACAUAGAUCCAAGACCCCAUUGGAUUACUACUGAGUUUGGUGGUCAUGAUAUCGGGAGAGUUCUGAAAAGAUAUGGGAGCAACAUUAUCUUCUUCAAUGGUUUAAGAGACCCUUGGAGUGGUGGAGGGGUAUUGAAGAAUAUAUCAAAAACUUUAAUUGCCAUAGUUGCAAAAGAAGGAGCUCAUCAUGUAGACCUGAGGUUCUCAACAAAGGAAGAUCCAGAAUGGCUAAAGGAUGUAAGGAAACAAGAAGUAAAGAUCAUAACAAGUUGGAUCUCGCAAUAUUAUCAAGACCUACUACAAGGAUGAAGAAAUUGAAUAUUAUACAUUAUUUGGAUUAAGGAUAAUAUUUCUCCUCAUACUUCACUAAUACAUAUUGACAUUGUUAUUAGCAUUUAAUUUAUAUGCAUCUGUGUGAAUAAACCAUUCUGAUGAUAAUUGGUCUUUGCUUUCA
Molecule: messenger RNA, 1370 nt
Organism: Medicago truncatula (barrel medic)
Lineage: Eukaryota; Viridiplantae; Streptophyta; Magnoliopsida; Fabales; Fabaceae
Product: lysosomal Pro-X carboxypeptidase
Exons: 8
Coding region: 317-1225 (302 amino acids)
Biological process (GO): proteolysis
Molecular function (GO): dipeptidyl-peptidase activity; serine-type exopeptidase activity
Source: RefSeq, a predicted model, not a curated record